Messenger RNA from Myodes glareolus (Bank vole), 186 nucleotides. The record is from RefSeq and is a predicted model, not a curated record. Lineage: Eukaryota; Metazoa; Chordata; Mammalia; Rodentia; Cricetidae.
AUGUUGGGCCAGAGUGUCCAGAGGUUCACCACCUCUGUGGUUCAUUGUAGCCAUUAUGAGGAGGGCCCAGGGAAGAAUUUUCCAUUUUCAGUGGAAAAUAAGUGGCGGUUACUGGCGAUGAUGAGUGUGUACUUUGGAUCUGGAUUUGCUGCUUCUUUCUUCAUUGUAAGGCACCAGCUUCUUUAA